AGGAGCAAGCCCAGCGCACUGGUUCUACAGCAGAGCCAAACAUGCUCUUUCAAAAGGCUUGUAAAGAAUAGACGAGGUUCGUACAUCGAUGAUAAUUGACUGAAUGUCGGGUGGUAUUCUGGAUCAUCAUGCAUACGGCAAGUUUUCAUUUACCGUGCAGGGUCAAUAUCGGCAAGUCUUCACGAUGCCGAUCCACCUCCGAAAUCGCAUCAUCCGCAAGCAACCUGUAAUUCCUCAUGCUGCCCAAAGCCGGCCUUAGGUAAAAGCGCAGAUUAUUAAUGAUCAAUGAGUAAAUGUCACUCACGCCCUAUGAAUUAGGAGCCAAGUACCUCCAGACUCGAAAUACCUUAUCGUGCGCCUCCUUGUAACUCAAUCAGCCUGAUGCAAAAGAGGACGAGAUACGACCAAGUCUCCACUUAGAGCAGCCAAGAGAUGGUUAUUACUUAACAACCUCUUCCUCACAUCUCGAAAUUUCGCUUCCUGCUCAAACAAAAUAUCUCAACGCCAUCAUGUCUUCCAACGGAGCUGAGCGUCUAGCAAACAGAAAACCCAUCAAGAAGCCCGUCCCAGCUUAUCUCCCCUCCCCAGGCUCAGUCCUCACCGUCGACAAGGCGCUAUACACUUCCAUCCGCGAAGCACCCCGUGAACUCAUCGAGGAAUUCACUUUACCAAUUCGAUCUGGAAAAGCAUGGAAAGCUCCAGCGGGAUGUAUUGUCAAGAUCAGCACGCCUGAGGGGCCGCAGGUUGGUGACUUGAAUAUCUGGAACGCUCAUAACCCGCGUGAACGCUUCUGGGCGUCCCGCACCAAACAACUCCACGCCUCACACGUCUCAACGUACGACCGUCUCUGGUCCAACCUCCCCUACAUGCGUCCCCUGGCCACCAUAAUCACCGACACACUAGACUGGUACGGCACAGAUGAGCACGGAGGUCGAGUGCACGAUCUUCUCGGCACGCGAUGUGAUCCGUACAUCAACACUGUUCUCAGCGGAGGACAGUAUAACUUCCAAUGCCACUCUAACCUUACCCGCGCGGUGUUGCCCUAUGGUUUGAAUGAGGGUGAUGUUCAUGAUGUUAUUAACAUCUUUCAGGUCACGGGGUUAGAUGAGCAGGGGAGAUAUUUUAUGAAUCCUUGCCCGGCGGAGAAGGGGGAUUAUAUUGAGUUUUUGGCGGAGCAGGAUUUGCUUAUGGCUUUGAGUACAUGCCCCGGUGGUGAUUUGUCCCUUUGGGGUUUUGGAGAGGACAGUGAGGAGGAGAUGAUCAAGUGCUGUCGACCUCUCAAGGUUGAAGUUUAUCGUCUCAAGGAUGAGUCUCUGCUACAGAAGGGCGGAUGGAAACCUGCUGAGGUAUCUGGGUACAAGGGACGGCAUGGCUUAGAUGUUCCUCUUGGUGAGAACAGAGAGGAGAAGGCUUAGAUAAAUAGAAAGAAAUACUAUCUCACUUAUCACAAUCUGGCCCUUGACUUUUACAUACGCCCGGUCCAACCCUAUUUUGUUCACUGAAUCUUCUCAGCCUUGCCCUCAGCGCUAAGAACAGACUCAUCACGAUGCUGCAUCAACGCAACAACCGCCCCUCCCGGCCCUGACAAGAGCACACUCGUAACAAUCCCCCUCACAAGAUUAGUCCUCUCCUCACCAACCCUCAACUCCGGCUUAACCUCCAACAGCUGCUGCAGCGCCCACACAAGCGCCGCCACAGACCCCGUCGCAAAAUCGUAGAUCAAAAAGUUAUGCAUAGCCGCUGCGGCACUGGACAUGGGUUUGUACGAAUGAGGCGCCGCAUCGGGAAUGAAGACCCUGUUCAUGCUCAAUGACUCUGCGAUGCCAGAGGGGAAGAUGUUUGGGAGGAGGCUUGCCGUGGUAAGGACGGCGUAGGUUGUCAUCUGGCCUAUGACUGCGACGUUCCAUGCGAAGCUGUAGGCAUGCGACAAAGCAAUCUUGUCGAGCACGACCUUUGGCUUAUGCGCAUCUUGCCCAACACUCAGCCUCUUUAGAACAACAGUGAAUGCCGCUUGAAGUGUGAAGAUAUAAACUGGGGCGAUGGCCCAGACUGCAUUAGCCCACUGUCGAACAUUGAAGUUUGAGAAUGGAUACGCCAUGAAAAUACACGGCACGAUGUAUCCAAGCAUGAAAGACGGAACGACCGUAUGAAGGCACAAGUAGUCGCGAAGAUGAACACUCUCAGACCUUGGUGAUCCAGCUGUGAAGAUCAAGUGAAUGACAAAGUAAAGCGGCGCAACGAAUCCAAAGCCAAGACUCUGCACCGCAAAUUCCCAAAAGACACCACUACAUCCAUCGUCAGCACAUCAAUUCUCAAUUCUCAAAAUAACUUACUUUAGCACAACCGGACUCCAAGCAAGCACCCUCUGCGCUUCAAUCAGAAACACCACAAAAACCGCAAUCAACUGCGCCCCAAAACAAAACGUGAACAGCGAAAGUUCCGGCCUCGAGCCAUCGGUUACAUUCGCCCAGAUAACAUUCGAAAAGGCGAAAAAGUCAUCAGCUGGUCCUAUUCCGGUGUAUUGUUUGAGAAGUAAGCGAUUAGUAUCGGGGAGGAAGCGUGGGAGGGGGUCGUGGGUUAUGGAUUUUAGCAUGGAGGUGUAGCCAUUGCGAUCGAGUUGGAGAAUGAGCGCGUCGAAGCCGAAGAUUGUGAGGAUGGAGAGGAGGAUGAGUGUUGGGAUACGGGAGGAGAGACUAGGAGCCGUCAUUGUGAUUGUGUUGAAUGUGUGAGUUUGAGUUGAUUGAGGAUGACGAGAUGAAGAUGAUGGUGUUUGAGGUAAUCGUGUUGGUUACAGUAAGCCCCAUCAGGACCCCGUCAGA
Fusarium odoratissimum NRRL 54006 is the source of this 2819-nucleotide messenger RNA. RefSeq lists its product as uncharacterized. The transcript is spliced from 3 exons. Lineage: Eukaryota; Fungi; Ascomycota; Sordariomycetes; Hypocreales; Nectriaceae. The record is from RefSeq and is a predicted model, not a curated record. The coding region runs from base 510 to 1415 and encodes 301 amino acids.